Molecule: messenger RNA, 1308 nt
Organism: Chaetomium fimeti
Lineage: Eukaryota; Fungi; Ascomycota; Sordariomycetes; Sordariales; Chaetomiaceae
Exons: 1
Coding region: 130-1287 (385 amino acids)
Source: RefSeq, a predicted model, not a curated record
CCCUACCUUGCAUCAUCAUCCCACUUCCUCACAUCCUCACCUCGUAACAGCGUCCCGCAUUUCUCACUUUCACUUUGCGUCAUCGCAUAUGCAGCAAUUGGAUUGAGGACGAACCCACGACCUCACAACAUGUCGUGGCCGGGCGCAGAUGAGUCGUCCGGUGACUCCGGGCAGGGAAACCAGUUCGAUCGUCCAACUGACUUGGCCUCCAUCGCUGUCGUCAAGAACGGCCGCUUGGCGGGAUUCACAGAGGAACAGGCUGAUCGGGCUCUGAAGUUGAUGAGCGGCCCAUUCGAGAGCCUUCCACAGCUACCCUUCUUUGCGUCCUGGUUCUCGUACACGCCACGAUGGCAGAAAGCCCAAGUUGCGAGCGCUCUCAUCGAAAACUCCCUCCUAAUCGGCCGCCUGCUGAGCCCCGCCGAAGCCGAUGCCUUCGCCUACCACCGCUCUAAGGUAUGCUCGAGAGCCACCUAUGGGACUCCCGCCGUCCUCCUCACCGCCGCCUACUAUACCAACCAGGGUCGUUCGACCUUCCGCUUCCCCUUCUACACACCAAAGCCCGCUUCUUUUAACCCGAUGUCUUUCCCGACCGCGUCCAUGUCUCUUCUCAAGGGCCAGUCAGCCGUGCGGCUAUGGCACGUCCUGCGUUUUGGUACCUACGCAUUCAUAUCUCAGUACAUCGUCAAGAUAAUCGUCUUCUCGUUUGUACAGGCAGGCUAUCUAGCGGCCAUUGCGGGCGAUCCUAGGCUCAAGGCGGUGCGCGAGGAAAUGACACCAUCCAAAAAGGCGCGAGCGGAACGCUCAAGGCUUCCCCCGGCCGACGGCCCCGCAAACUCGGUGGCCGUGUCACCUUCGCCCGGUGUCACAUCAACCGGUUUGGAUUCGCCCGUACCGCAAACGCCAGGACGGCGGGGGUGGGCACCACAGACCCCGCAAAGCGUUCCGGAAAGUGUGUCGCAACAAGACGAUGACUCGUACCUGUUCGACGAUGCCUCGCCCGUGGCGCCAUCCCAGAGAGAACGGCCUUCCGCUGGCUCUCCCCAAUCACCCGGAGGGGGCUCUGCUUGGGACAGAAUCAGACAGCAGGCAAAGUCAGAGGAGGGGCAAAGGUGGAAUCCGCGGCAGCAGCAGAACAGGACGUCCGGAAGCCAACAAACCACGGACCAGUACACAUAUACCCCGGCCGAGCAGGAGAAGGCGUAUGCGAAGGAGCAAGCCCAAAAAGAGUUCGACGCCAUGCUAGAGAGGGAGCGGCAUGGCACGGGUGAUUCCGGUGGUCGCAAAUGAUUGCAAAGGCGACUGUGUGUG